Molecule: messenger RNA, 1088 nt
Organism: Frankliniella occidentalis (western flower thrips)
Lineage: Eukaryota; Metazoa; Arthropoda; Insecta; Thysanoptera; Thripidae
Exons: 3
Coding region: 35-460 (141 amino acids)
Source: RefSeq, a predicted model, not a curated record
CUUCCAAGGCGCGCUGGACGACGCCCUGCUGGCCAUGGACCGCCAGGCGCAGGAGCAGCGCGACCAGCAGGACCCGCUGCCGACCCCGGCCGGCGCCGUGACGACAGCGUCGGACGCGCUGUGGCGGGAGGCGGAGCUGGAGGACGCGCUGGUGCUGGCGAGCCGCCUCAGCUCGCGGCGCGAGGACCCGCAGGGCGGGCUGCUUAUCGGCGACCCGCGCGGCCAGCGCGUCGAGGGGCUCAAGGCGGACAUCCGCCACGCGCUCGGCCCCGCCGUGGGCCGCGUCAUGCGGCGCGACCUGCUCCGGGCCAUGCUGCGCCACAAGGGCGUCAACCCCAAGCGCCUCGUACGUUGGAUACCACGGAGAAACCGCGCGGAGAACGGACUGGGAACCUCGUGGGACACCCACGGUAUCCCGCGGGUGUCGCGCGAGAUUUUCGGCCGUUCCCCCAGGGUGUGAGUUUUUGACCAGUGCAUAUGGCCCGCAGACGGCGGGCCAACGGCUGAGCUGGGUCACCAUCUCCAGCCUGCACGAAACCCAGAAGCCGCUGGACCCGGAGACGCCCCUGCCGCUACCGCUCGUGUGGGGAGCGUCGCCCUUCACAGGGCGCGCGUCGGACACGGAGGAGGCAGAGAGCGACGAGAGCGACGAUGAGGAGGAGGAGGCUCAGGAGGGCGUGGGUGAGAAGAAGGAGAGCGACGCGGGGAAGGGACAGGACGGCGAGAAGGCCGCGAUGGCCGAGGGGGAGACGCGGGGCGAUGAGAACGAAGGGGCGGAAGCUGAGGCGGUCGAGAGUGAGGCCCCGAAAGACGCGGUGGACCACUCGGACGAUCAGGCAGGCGAGCCCAGGCAGAGCGAGGCCAAGGGCAGCGAAGGAGACGCCAAGGACAAGAAGAGGCCCACCAACGCGGCGGACGGGGAGACGCGGCGAUGGGGCUGGCUGAAGCAGAUACCGGGCCACGACCACAUCUGCGCCGACCCGCUGGUGGCCGCGCAGGCGGAUAGCAUAGCCGAGCUGAGGGUCCUGGGCCAGCUCGAGAGGGACCGCGGGUACCUCCGGAAGCUACUCGGCGAGCUGGAGUCUGUG